CACAUAAAAAAAUGAACGACUGAUUUCUUUCAGUGGUAUAUAAUUUAUCGUUGUUUAAAUUUUAUUUUAAAACCGAGUAUGAAGACAAAAAUUUUCACCGAGGUAGUUAAACUUUUUAAAGUAAAUAAACGAAUGCAACAGAAUGCAGAUAUCCUUAGAUGUAUUUACCUACUUAUAUCCAAACCUGAAGCUUUAUGGAGGUGGUCACUAAUGUGUUAACCUUAAGUCAACGUUAUUUGAUUGUGAUCGGCCGCUAAAGAUACACGCCGGCUGAGCUUUACUAUAUUAUAAUUUAACGGUGAAAGUUUGAACGCAUAAAGUUUCAUGUGUUGUGAUAAGUGAAUCUUUAAACAAUGCCAGUGUUAUCAGGUUAUUGAGCAUUAAUGAUGAUGCGAUAUGGAAUGGAAAGUAAGAAGCUGAAUUGUAACAUCGAGUUGGGAUGCCGGUAUCUUCUGAAGAGAUGGUGUCUGGCUACUGUGGGUCUCAUGUGUUGACCGUCUUCACUCUUCUAAUACUUUUUGAAUGUAUCAUAUCGCUGAAACUGUUGGAGCUGCGCGUGCCGGCGCACGUGGCGCUGGGCACGCGCGCUUCGCUGUCGUGCCGCUGGGCGCUGGGCCCCGCCGACGUGCUGUACUCCGUCAAGUGGUACAAGGACGGGCGCGAGUUCUUCCGGCACGUGCCGCGCGACCACGAGCCGCGCAGGAAGUUCCCGCUGCCAGGAGUUGACGUCGAGCAAUGGGACUCAUCCGGCUCCAACCUGGUGCUGUCAGCAGCGGCAUCCGGCACGGCCGGCCGGUACCGGUGCGAGGUCUCCGGCGAGCGACCGCUCUUCCCCACCGUGUCCGGUCACGCCGACAUGGACGUCGUCGUUCUACCAACCAAUGGACCGGUUUUAACCGGCCUGGAAUCCACGUACCGUCUAGGAGAUGACGUUAAAGUCAAUUGCACAUCUGAUAGGUCUCGUCCAUCAAAUAAACUGAGUUGGUAUAUCAAUGGAGAACCGGCACCUACCACAGCUCUUCUGGAACCUGAAUACCAAAUCUGUGAAGAUCAACUCGAGAUUACCACCUUGGGAUUGAGUUUUAAACUUACCAAACAUCAUUUGAAGAAGAACGAAAUUAAAUUUAAAUGCCUAGCGACCAUUGCGUCUCUAUACUGGAGAAGCAUCGAGGAGAGUGCCUUGAUAGAACGGGAACAUGUCCGGGAUCAGUCACCAAUACAACACAUCGACACGGAAGAAAGAGCCCAUUCUAAUCUCGCUCCAUCAUUACCUUGCUCAAUCACUAUUGUUUUAAUGUUUUCAUUCAGUCUCUUUAUAAGGCUUUGUAAGAUUACGACUGGAUAGUAGAUAUGUCUAUACUCCAAGGCAGUGUUACUCAAUCUUUGAGACAGCUUGAGAGCUUAGUCCAUUUGUGAAUGCGAUCGACAAUAAAAUCCUGUAUAGUUAUAACUUUUUACAAAAUAAAGUAAUUAUAUCUACUGCUAGGUACCAUUUUAUUUAUUCAAAUAAGUUCGGUAGUUAGAGAACUAACACAACUUACUCGUCUCCCGUAAUUACGUAGGUACUCGGGAAAUAUUCCACGAAUGUUAUAAAGCUUCUAGUGUCAAAGUUCAGACUGUAUCAUGUUUUUAAUGUAAUUAAAAGUUUUCGAGAUUGCCUUGAGGUAAUGUAGACGUUAGUUUACGAAAACCACACGUAAAUUAGAUGAAGUUCCCCGAAUUUGAAAGCAGAGUUGCGUGAUGUAACUUUAUCGGUGCUGCCAGGUUUUGGAGAUUGGUGAUGAUGAUGAUGAUGAUUGAUUUAAUUCAAAGAAAUAUUUGCAAUAAUUUAUAAAUAUAACAAUUUCUACAUAAGCAAGGGCAUUCUAUUGUUCAAUUUGGCCUGUCGUUUUUGAAGGGUGUAAUAUGGUUUUUUCUACUAAUUAAUUUUCUAUUUGUAGUAGGAGGGCUUGGCGGGCAACAUCUAGUACAAAAUAAUGUAGGUAUAAUUUACCUAUGAUAUAACCCACCCACAAAGUAUCUUGAAUCUUAAUCUGAAAAUAAUGGACGUGAGAUACGGGGAGCCAAUUUGUUCAAGGCACUUUAAAUGCAUGGCACGACUCUCAGCUUUUAUCCUUGAUGCCAUGCGAUACCCCAGAAAAGUGGCUUUAACUUAAAAUCAUAGAAGAAAUUGUGUUAAGGCCCUUGAAAGAUUCUGGGUACUUAAAGAUGUUUGAAAAGUUAAACUUUUCUGUGUCGUUCUGAAAUUCUAAUUUUAAUCUAUUACUUAGUUACAAGUUGAUACCUAAUCUACCCAAUGUUACUAACAUUAGUUGACAGAAAUGUAUGCGGUGCAAUUAAUAAUUUCAAUAAAACCUUCCUUUAGGACUGUUGACCCUUUUGUGAAUACACAUGAAUUAAUAUACAAAUAAAACCUACUUUCGAAAUGAUUGUAGAUAAAAAAAAAAUGAUUUUACCGUGACAGUUUCAAUUUUUUGAUUGUCAUAAAAUAGCUAAAAAGCAACACCUAUCAAUGAAUUCUUAUUUCGGGUGCACCUAGUUAAAAUAUGUAACAAUAGUUUUAGCUCAAUAUAAGUAUCAAUAUAAUAGGGAAUAAAAACGAAAAUUUCUAAUUUCAUGUUUUCCUCAUGUAGAUAAAAAUGUGUGAUAUUGAUAAUAAUUUAUGUAAUCAAAAUCUUUACGAGAUGAAAGAGCUGCCACCCGUAAAGUCCUCUUUUAAUG
This is a messenger RNA of Trichoplusia ni (cabbage looper), 2721 nucleotides long. RefSeq lists its product as uncharacterized. The transcript is spliced from 6 exons. Bases 440 to 1345 code for a protein of 301 amino acids. Lineage: Eukaryota; Metazoa; Arthropoda; Insecta; Lepidoptera; Noctuidae. The record is from RefSeq and is a predicted model, not a curated record.